Molecule: messenger RNA, 3534 nt
Organism: Morone saxatilis (striped sea-bass)
Lineage: Eukaryota; Metazoa; Chordata; Actinopteri; Moronidae
Product: serine/threonine-protein kinase 17A-like
Exons: 6
Coding region: 1-969 (322 amino acids)
Biological process (GO): protein phosphorylation; intracellular signal transduction; positive regulation of apoptotic process
Cellular component (GO): nucleus
Molecular function (GO): ATP binding; protein serine/threonine kinase activity
Source: RefSeq, a predicted model, not a curated record
AUGAUUGAAGGACAAGCGGCUUCUUCUCAACCCAGGUCUGCAGUGCACUGUCUGGGCAGCUCAACAGGAAAGACUGGUAAAUGUGCGGCUGGAGGCGAGAUCUUCAACCAGUGUGUGUCGGAUCGGGAGGAUGAGGCCUUCAGCGAAGAGGACGUGAAGAGGCUCAUGAGGCAGAUCCUGGAGGGAGUCUCCUUCCUCCACCAGAACAACGUAGUCCACCUCGACCUGAAGCCUCAGAACAUCCUGCUGACCAGCAGCUCUCCCCUGGGUGACAUCAAGAUCGUGGACUUCGGUCUGUCCAGGAUGGUCAGCAGCCACCAGGAGCUCAGAGAGAUCAUGGGAACUCCAGAAUAUGUCGCUCCUGAGAUUCUAAACUAUGAGCCCAUAAGCACAGCAACAGAUAUGUGGAGUAUUGGUGUCUUGGCCUACGUGAUGCUGACAGGAAUCUCUCCGUUCCUGGGCGAGGACAAGCAGGAGACGUUUCUCAACAUCUCCCAGCUCAAUGUGAGCUACACUGAGGAGGAGCUGCAACAGCUGGACCCUGCCUCCCUGUCCUUCAUCCAGACGCUGCUCCGCAAACAGCCACAGGAUCGGGCCACAGCCGAGCAGUGUCUCAAACACCCCUGGCUCCAGCCCUCGGGGCCUCAGGAAACCCAGACGGUGGAGGAGAUCCUCCCAGUAGAGGAUCAGGAGGCAUCCAGCUCCGCCAGCAGCUCCGCCAGCAGCCCUGAACCUCCCUGCAGUAAGACCAUGGGUGAGGAGGAAGAUGAGGAGGAGGAGGGGGAAGGCCCAGUGACAGAGGAGCUGAUAGUCAUGGCUGCCUACACCCUGGGCCAAUGUCGCCAGUCCUCCGCCUCCACCUCAGAGAAGGAGGCGCUGGCUGCCGAGCAGAAGGCCAUCUCCAAACGCUUCAAGUUUGAGGAGCCUUUCAGCGCCCUGCAGGAGGUCCCCGGAGAGUUCAUCUACUGACCCCACCCACUACACGACAGGAAAAGUUAGUGUUGUCAUGGUAACAAACAUAGACCUUCUGAUUAUACAAGCUCCGCUCCAUAUAUACUGUAUGUGUAUGAUCAGAUGCCGCUUCACAUAUAUUAUUUAAACAGUUGGAUUUUAAGUGCAAGUACAUAUUUCUCCCAUAAUGCAUCACCACGAUUGACAGACACCCAACCUACCUUCCAAAGCAGUUACAGUAGGUUCACGUCUCUUGUGUUUCAUUUGGUUUGCUGCUGUAUUUUUAUUUUCUCCCUGAACUGGACGAACAUAGAUGGAGUGACACACUGAGAUAUUUCCACAAGCUCCAGUAGAGUCUGGUGUUUGGUGACGCCAUUUAAGCAACAGUCAAACAGGGAAACAUCUGUAGAAUAGGCCAAUUGAAAGGGUGCUCAAAAAAUGCACCAUAGCAGGCUUGAAGGACCAGUGUGUGGGAUUUAGUGACAUCUAGCGGUCAAGUGUCAGAUUGCAAGUAACUGAACACAGCUCAAGCUUAUAUUCAACAACCUGGGAAUGAGACCAGGCUGUGAAGCAUGUAGGAAAAACGAUGGUGGCUGUGGAACUCGCAAAAGGGCCUGUCUACAGCCAGUGUUUGGUUUGUCCCUCCUGGGCUACUGUAGAAACAAGGUGGUUCAACAUGACAUGUCAACAGACUCCACGGAAGGCGACCUGCUGCGUCUGUAGAUAAAAACAUCUCAUUCUACAGUAAUGAAAACCAACAAAUCUUAUAUUGAAGUGAUUAUACACUAAUGAAGACAUCCCUAUGAAUAUUAUCUUUAAUUUCUGACAAUUUACCUUCCUAAAUGUUACACACUGGAUGAAAAGAACUACAAUUCCAUAUCAACUGAGCAAACAGCUGCUGAGGAAGAUUUUGUACUAAGACUGAAAGCUCCAGAACAGCUAGUAACUGGACCUGUCCCAAAAAAAAAAUCUUCAAAUAAAUAUUUGUGCUAUAUAUCUAAAUUGUGUCUUACUUUUUUGACACAUUAUUAAAACUAUUAUUAUUCCCUAGAAUAACGUCUCUUGAAGUCUACUGCAGUGUAUUUCUGCCAUGCCAGAAAAAGAAAAACAGAUCAUGUUAUAACAUGAAACAUGACAUACUUAAGAUAUAGUAUAUUGUUAUAAUAGGGAAGGUGUUUGUUAAUAACGUGAUAAGCUUGACAGGAAAAUAAUUUGAACAUGAAAGUAUCUUGGUAUAAUGUCUAAACAUCUUGUUAUAACAAUAAACUUUUUACACUAUAAAAUUGAUGAUCCAAUUUUCUUUUUCUGGUGUGGCAGCAAUAGGUUUCCAUAGAGUCCACACCACACAUCUAUGGCAAUUACUAUAAAUCAGUGGACCCCUGUCAGCCAAUCAGAAUGAAGAAUUAAGUGGCUAUAGUAUCAGACACUUAACCGUCAUGUUUUGAUCAUGGGGCAAAAGGCAUUCUGGGAAACAAAGACAUCAACGUAGAAACAGGUCGGGUUGUGGGAAAGUGAGAAACUAACUCCUGUCCCAGAUACCAGAUGAUGGAGAGAUCUACUUUGUUACGUGGCAGUCUCUCUACUGUAUGUAAAGACUGUGUAUAUAGCACACACCCACACUUCCAGUCAUCAUAUAUGUGCAUGUGUACUGAUGAGUGAAGGGGUUGCAGUUGAGUCCACAGACUGUAUAUAAAGAUGGAUGACAUGUCUCCACUUCCUCCCAACGCUUAAACAAACAUCAGUGUGAUAAGAGCUACCUAAAAUGACAGAGACCAUCUUGGGCAAUGUCUAAUAUUUGAUUUUUUGUCCCAUCCUCUAACAUUUAAGGGGCAGGGUUUAUGACCUAUAGUGCAACCAGCCACCAGGGGGCGAUCCAGAUAUUUUGGCUUCGCUUUUGAGGAGCUGUCAUGUCGUCCAUCAUACUAUACAGCCAAUGGUUGGGACUGUUUGUCGCACUUAUUGCAAAACAGUGAGAAGUUACUCACUUUUCUUCCUUUUUUCAAGAUUUUUGAAUCAGAAGCCAAAUGUUUGUUGGUCUCAGUCCAUUUCCUCGUCCGUGCUGCUCUCCUCUGAACAGAACCAGCUCCUGCUCGCUCAACCCUGUUUGUGUUUUGUCUUAUUUUGUAUUUGGUGCCAUGCUUGGAGAAUUAUUUGAUUUUUUCUCUUAUUUUUUAUUUUUUAUUUCUGUUAAAUAUUGCAGAUAUCUCCGAGGAAGUUUUCUAAUUGUGUGUACAUAAUGCAAAUUUGUGUUGUUUUUAAGAGGUAUAUUCCACAGUACUGUUUAAAGAGCCAUUUCACAUAUUCCUGACUGACCUCCCUGUGGCUCACUUCUCUCUGAAGCAAUAAAAACAGAUGAUUUUAAGCUGUACCUGUAGAUGGCGAGCACUCCACAAUUCCUGUGGGUCUGUACUGUAAAUUUAUGUUUAUGAAACAAUAAGCUCUGUCACUAUGGGAACAGAUUUGUACAUUAAUGUCCCGUACUGUAAAUAAACAUUUCAAAAUUGAGUUUGGAGUAAUCAUUUGUGUUUGUGUGUGUUUUGGUACCCACAUUGUCAACAAAAUAAUCACUGAGCUAUUGAUUGA